Molecule: messenger RNA, 5970 nt
Organism: Oryzias melastigma (Indian medaka)
Lineage: Eukaryota; Metazoa; Chordata; Actinopteri; Beloniformes; Adrianichthyidae
Product: clustered mitochondria protein homolog
Exons: 30
Coding region: 914-5293 (1459 amino acids)
Biological process (GO): intracellular distribution of mitochondria
Cellular component (GO): cytoplasm
Molecular function (GO): protein binding; mRNA binding
Source: RefSeq, a predicted model, not a curated record
AUGUGUGCUUUUUUUAGGAUUUUUAGCACAUAAACAAGUGGAUCACUACAAAAAAAAUUAUCUGCUUUUACAGAUUCAUGAAAUACUUUGUCAAUUUUUCAUGUUUCUUGAGAAAAUAUUCUGCCUAUGUGAACAAAAUUAUCAUUAUGUCGUGUAUUUUUAUAGAAUAAUUCUUUAUUUUAUUUUAUUGUUUGUUUUUUUGUUUAAGUAUAGUCCAAAUUUUUAUGCCCCUUUCUGAAACGAUAUCAGAGGUCGCCAGUAGAUGGCAGCAAAAAGCACCUCUGUGUUUUGUCGAACAGGAACAUAGAGUGGAGAAAAGAGAAAUUAGUCAUUUCCCUGUAUAAAAAUAACGGUAAAACAAAUAAAAUACUGUAUUGUAUAUGUUUUGUAGCCUAAAGUUUUAAUUUAAACUUUGUUGGAUGGCAACCCAUUGCUUUAAAUGUUUAAGUAUUUAGAAUAGCAGUUUUAAACAUUAAGUUUGAAAAUUAUUUUAACGUUACAAAAGUAAUGCAUACUUUAAAUACGUGGUUAAUAUGUUCAUUAUUAAAGAGGACUGGUAAUAAAAUAAAAAUUAAAAAAGUUUAAAAUACAGGAAGUUGCGUCACAGUUAGGGUGCCCUCUUGUGGAUGAAAUCGGUACUGCGCGCGUGGAGAGAGGGAUUACAGGCUCUCAGCUCCUCUCCCUGCAGCCUUGAAGGGCAGACACGCUCACAGUUUGCCCAACAUGGUUCCUCAGCAAGGACAGGAGAGCCUCAGACAGUAAGGAAAGCUGGGAAAACUCUGCUCUCUGAUUUCUACAGGAUGAAACGCAGAGGACUUCAUGGAAGAUGACAUAGACUGGCUCAGAUGUCCUCUCUCUGCAUGGUUUCAUCUUUCCAUCUGAUGGGAUUUAAUGUGCAAAAUUCCCUGGCAUCAUGGGAAACUUUCUGCAGUGCUGUCAAACUCUGUCAAACUACUGUAAGUGGCAGAACGCGUCUGCUCAGCGUGGAGGAGAGCAGUCCAAUCUAUUAUCCAGUGAUGGGAGUGAAAGUGAGACACCGAGCGACUCGCACACUUUGGAGGACGACCCGUUAACCGCAUCUACCGGCAUAACAAACCCCGCCCUCGAACCGGACCACUUCCUGUUCCCUGACAUCAUUCUCAGCAGCAAUCCUGGCGGGGAAGUCACUUUGGUAGAACCGAUGGUUUGUUUGUUGGUAUCCGAGGAAGAGGACGGGCUGAGGUUGAUGGAACAUGAGAAGGGCGACGGGGAGAGGGGUCAGAGGUUCUCUGAGGUUGAGACUCUUAUUGGCAUGGGAGUCCAGACGGAAACGAAAACUCAGGCGGAGGACCAGACCCAGACAGAGAUGCUCAAGUCGGAUGAGGGCGAGGAAAGAGAGCGAAACAAGGAGAAAAAUGAGGAAACAAAACCAUCUGAAAUAAAAACUGAACAGAAGCUGGAAGAAAACAUAAAUUUCCCCGUCAGAUGGGAAGAUUCCAGACUCCAGAUGAGUGAUUUGAACACAUCUGGGAGCUUAAAUCAUCAGUCAGCUGAUCCCUCCACUUCAGGUCAAGCUCAGGACAGCCUUCUGUGGUCAAAGUUCACAAACGUUCAGCAAAGUUUUCUGGAGGAAGAUGAUGAGGAGGGAUCAGGGAUGAAGCAGGGGCCCCUGCUUUUUCUUGACAAACUGUUUCCGGCAGCAGCACAUGGAAAAGUUGCAGAAAGCUAUAGCGAUGACCCACUGGACCCGUGUCAUGAAGAGAACAGGAACAAUUCAGUCCUCAGAGACAUCCAUGAUCUUCAAGAUCCUGAAUUUACCUGUAGAAUUCAGGCACCUGGAGCAGAAACAUUUGACCUCCAGGUGUCAGCCCAGAUGUUGGUGUCUGAGCUGCAACAAGCACUCAUGGAUCAUGAGGUCACCUGCCAUCGCACGUGCUUCUCCCUUCAGCUGGAGGGCGCCACCCUCGACAGCGGGGUGGAGCUGCGCUCCAUCCAGGGAGUUCAGGAUGGAGCGCUGAUCAAGGUGGUGGAGGAUUCAUACUCCAUCCGUGAAGCUCGUCUUCAUCUCCGACACGUCAGCGACCUCCUGAGGAGCCUCGGUCCUGCAGACUCCUUCAACGGUGUGAACGGCAGCUCGCUGUCUUACCUUUCCUGCUAUACCAGACGUGGUCAAGAAAGAGAAAAACUGACCAAGAAGCAAGCCUUCGAAAGAGAGCCAGACUGCAGUCCUCCAGACUACAUCCUCCCAGGAUGUAAGGAGCCUCCUGUUACUCCACUGCAGCCAGUCAGAGAUGACUGGAAGCCUUUACAGUGCCUGCGGGUCUUGAGCCUGAGCGGCUGGAACCCUCCUCCAGGAAACAGGAGGAUGCACGGAGACUUAAUGUAUAUCAACGUCCUGACGCUGGAAGACAAGGAGCUCAACAUCACAUCGUCAACACGAGGUUUCUACUGCAACCAGUCGACUGCGUUCAUCUUCAACCCUAAGCCCUCGAUUCCCAAAAUCCUUUGUCACUCUCUAGUUGAACUGUUGAAUCAACUCAGCCCGGCAUUCAAGAAAAACUUCAGUGCUCUGCAGAAAAAGAGAGCUCAGCAGCAUCUUUAUGAGCGCGUGGCGGCGCCUUUCCAGCUCUUCACCUGGAUCGCUCCUCAUGGGGACCACACGCUGGAGUGCGUCCGAGCCGAGGAGUCUCCCAGCAGUCACAUGGGGCAGGACGAGCUCACGGCCGGGCAGAGCCGGGACUGGAACGAGGAGCUGCAGGGAUGCAGAGAACUCCGCAGAGGUUCUCUACAGGAACGCCUGCACCGGGAGAGGAGCAUCUUUAAGAUAAUCAGUGACUUUGUCGCUGCUGCAACACAGGGCGCUAUAGCCGUGAUUGAUGGCAACGUCAUGCCGCUAAACCCGAGGGAGCCGCCUCACCUGCAGAUGUUCGUGUGGAACAACCUCUUCUUCAGUCAGGGCUUUGACCUGUCCGAUCACUACAAACCACUAGGAGGCGACACGGCUGCUCACGCCGCUGCCGUGUGUGACCUGAGGGGAGUGCAGGCGUACACAUCUGUAGACACGGAGGGGCUCCACAAUCUCGGGACGGCGGUGGUGGAUUACCGCGGCGUCCGUGUUGUUGCGCAGACGAUCAUUCCUGGGAUUCUGGAGAAAAACCAUGAACAGAUAGUCUAUGGCUCCAACGAUAAUGGGAAAACUGUCUUCACACACCCCAGGUUUCUGGAGCUUCUCAGUGAAACCAGUAAACCGCUGAGAAUCCAGCAUCACCAGGUGCUGGAUCACAACAACAGACCGGCGGAGCUGUGCUCAGGCAUCACCACGAUCGGCCUCUUCGGUAACGACAGGCGUCCUUACGUGUUAGACCUUUUGAGGACGUUCCCGCCAGAUCUGAACUUCCAGUUUUCUGAGGGCGAGGUGACAGGAGAGGAGCUGCCGGAUGUGUGUAAAAGCUUUGGUUAUCCGUGCCGUCAUCGUCAUCGACUGGCCAGCCUGAGGCCAGAACUGAUAGACGCUUUUGUCCAGCAUAGGUAUGAACUAUUUGUGAAGAUAGUGUCUGAGGAGCUGGAGAAACAGGAGAAAGCCACGGAGAGAAGUGCAGGAGAUGCUGAACAGCAGAGAAGAGCGGCUGUCCAGAAAGCUUGUACAGCAGUCGGGUCAGUGAGCGACUCCUGCUUCGACGUGCGUUUUAAUCCCAACGUUUGCUCUCCAGGUGUGACUUUCCCCUCCGAGUGCGUUGAAGAGCUUCACAGUCAGCGGCAGCUGUUGUGGAGCGCUGCAGCUUUCCUUCUCUCUGAGCAGAUUCCGGCUGCACUGAGGGAUUGUCUCGACCACACAGCAAAUCCGAUGGAUGGAGCGAGCCUGACUGCAGUUCUGCAUCAGCGAGGAGUAAACGUCCGAUAUUUAGGCUCAGUUUUAAUGAAACUGGACAUGAUGGAGGAGAAAGUGAGACUCAGACAUGUACAGAGAAUUUCCAUCAGUGAAGUGAUUGUCAGAAGUGCAAAACACAUCUUUAGGACAUAUCUACAGGACGUGAAACCUGCUGAUUUCUCGGUGGCCGUCAGCCACUUCCUCAACUGCUUGCUGACCUCCUCCUGCUCCAGUUUGUCCGACGGCAGCUCCAAUGAGCUGCCCUCUCAUCGCAGGAGCCGCCGCCGCCGCGGUCACAGCAGCCGAGUGAGCUUGACCGCGGACAGCGUGUGGGCCAGACUGACCUCCAGCAGGCUGUGGGGCCGGAUCAGGGCCGAGGCGGAAGACUAUUACAAAUACGCAGUUGAGAGUGAGAGCUUGGAGGAAGUCAUAGAGAAGCACAACCUCCAGAGAAUCUCCCUACUGAGAGAGUUUGCUAUUAAAACAGGCAUCCAGGUGCAGUUAAGAGAGUACGCGUUCGAGUCCCGGCAGAAGGCGGCGUUCGUAGAGGACGAUGUGAUCAACAUGUUUCCCGUGGUCAAACGCCUCAGACCUACGUCAAGCGAUGCCACUCAGCUCCUGCGGCGAGCUCGACUGGCUGCACAGGAGGGUCAUCUCAGGUACAGCCAUGACCUGAUCACCCAGGCUCUGACUCUUUUCAGCCGCACAUGUGGAGUCCUGCAUGAGGAUGUGUGCACGUGCCUGCGGCUUCUGGGUCGGCUCAGCUACGUCUUCCAAGAUGUCGAGGAUGCUGUGAGGCUGCAGGAAAAAGCUGUAAUGAUUUCUGAGAGAAUACAAGGAAUAGAUCAUCCCCAGACCAUAGAAGACUACACGUACCUGGCUCUAUAUUGCUUUGCUGGAGGCCAACAUUCAACAUCUUUACAGCUGUUGUAUCGAGCUCGGUACCUCACGCUGCUUGUUAGUGGAGAGAAUCAUCCACAUGUAGCACUGCUGGAUAAUAUGCUGGGGCUUGUACUUUAUGGACUAAUGAAGUAUGAGCUUUCCCUCAAGUUCCUCCAGAAUGCCUUAAAUUUAACUUCAAAGUUCCACGGACUUUCAUCCUUAAAACAUGCACACUGUCAUCGUCUUCUCACUGCUGUCUACGAGAGUAAAGGAGACCUUCUGUCAGCGCUGCAACAUGAGAAAGAAGCUUAUUCCAUUUAUCGGAGUCAGGUUGGUAUGAAUCACACCAAUACAAAGGAAUGUUCAGAACACCUCAAGAGCCUCAACCAGCAGGUGGCGCUUUGUCAAAAAGUGGACUGCAGUGAAGCACCAAGUGCCUGUAACCCACCUCCAGAGCUUCACACUCUGUCUGCUGUCCUUCAGCAGCUCAAUGUGUUGUGUGGAUUUGAUUUCCCCCCACUCAGCAAAUCCAAGGACAAAAAAGAAGAAAAUAAAAGUUCUUAAGAGGAAAACCCCACAAAGGAGCCUCAAAAACAACUUUCAACGUAGUUAAUGACUGAGAGGAGCUUCCACAUCAACAAACCUGAUCUGUUUAUUCUGGAAAAAUGUUUACGGAUAAGUAUGAGAAAUAGGGAUUAGUCAAUUCUUUAUUUGGUGGAAAUGCUCAUUAUGAUUAUUUCUUCCAUUGUUGUUUUUUGUUUCUAUUUUGUUUAAAUUUUAAAAAACACAAGUAAAACUUUAAUUUAAACUAACCAAUACUAUAUAUUUCUGUUUAAAAGCAGAAUGACAUCACUUUUCAAUUAAGGGAAUAAUCAUUUGCAAUUAAAUGUGUUCUGUCCUGUAAUUAAUUUAUUGUCCACAAGAUGUCACUCUUUUGCAAUUGAAGGAAUGGAGAAACCUGUGCCUGAAGGAGUCACUUGGAAGUUGUUAAACAGGCAGAAAUAAUUAACAAUUAAUAAUAAUGUCAUAUUCUUCAAGACAGUUGAUGAAAUGUUUUAAUCUGUGAAUGUGCUAUAUUACUACAAGGAGACAUCUAAAAGUAUUAUAGCUAUUGUCAUAGCAUGCUGAGAUUUGUUUUUGUUUAUCAUAUUAGCAUUUGAUGCUCUGAAAACUUUUGACAUUGACUAAAAUGAAAAUAAAGCUGUGUUAGGCUUGAAAUUAAAAAAAUAUAUAUUUUUUAA